Molecule: messenger RNA, 628 nt
Organism: Gracilinanus agilis (Agile Gracile Mouse Opossum)
Lineage: Eukaryota; Metazoa; Chordata; Mammalia; Didelphimorphia; Didelphidae
Gene: DAPL1
Product: death associated protein like 1
Exons: 4
Coding region: 46-369 (107 amino acids)
Biological process (GO): cellular response to amino acid starvation; negative regulation of autophagy; apoptotic signaling pathway
Molecular function (GO): death domain binding
Source: RefSeq, a predicted model, not a curated record
GCAGAGGCAGUAGGACCAGCAGAAGCAGAAGCUACAGCCUCUACUAUGGCAAAUGAAGUCAAAGUCAUCCUCUUGCCCCUGAAAGGGGGUCAUCCUCCUGCAGUCAAAGCUGGAGGAAUGCGAGUCUCCAAAAAACAAGAAAAUGCAGUGGUGGAGAGAAAAGCCAAAAAAGGCGGACUAGAGAAACCGAGUACUCUUGCCAAUGUUGCGAAAAUGCAAAGCAUGGUUAUGUUGAAUGAUACACUAGAGAAGAUCAGCCACAAAUUUCCAUCAGCAAUUCAAGUGGCUCAUCAGAAGCCAAGACCUGGCCUGGAGAAGACUGUGCCAACAAAAAGGAUCUAUAUUAUUCAACAGCCUCGAAAAUGCUGAGCUGUGAAGGAAAAUGCAGAUCUCUCUCUGACAGCAUGUCACAUUUGUACUCAGAGUUCAUAGGCAUUUCCCCCCAAAUCAAAAACCUUUUCCACAGAUUUAAGUAUACAAGUUUGGUAAAUACAGUGGGUUUGGGGGGAACUUUUCUUUUUACUUUGGACAACAAAGGAUUUGUGAAUGUAAAUCUAGUGCUUUCCUGAGUAUUUUGGCUUGUGUCAUAGUUUUAUACUCUAAUAAAAGAUUUUUCACUGCUCUCUUA